AUGUUCGACUUUAACAUCAUCAGUCAUGCAAGCCAAUUGUGGUCUUGUACAAUUGCGUCUCUUCGUCGAGGCACAUACAAAAAUAGCUGUUUUCGAAGCCAUAGAUUUUUGUCCAGUGGAAAAAAGGUGGAAAAGCAACCAUACGAGACAGAAAAUAUUAUUAGUGCUGAAGCUGCUAUUGUAAAAGAUUGCAAAAUACCUCUAGAAGCACGAAAAGUAGAAGCAAAGCCAAGACUCCAGACUGUUCGGGUAUAUCGUUGGAACCCAGAAAAACCUAAUGUAAAACCAUACAUGCAACAAUUCAGUGUGGAUUUAAAUAAAUGUGGUACAAUGGUAUUAGAUGUAUUGGCAUUAAUAAAGGCAGAACACGAUCCCACGUUAUCCUACCGAAAAUCCUGCCGUGAAGGAAUUUGUGGAAGUUGUUCGAUGAAUAUAAAUGGUGUCAAUACCUUGGCUUGCAUCACAAAAGUAAAGCAAUCAUCGAAGCCUAUAGUCGUGUAUCCUUUACCACAUUCAUACGUAAUUAGAGACUUAGUAACGGACAUGGAGCAAUUCUUGAAACAAUAUCAGACUAUUGAACCGUUUUUAAAACGAACUGGAGAAGAUAAUUUUCUCGGUUUAAGACAAAUUCUACAAAGUCCAAAAGAUAGAGAAAAACUUAAUGGCUUAUAUGAAUGUAUUCUUUGUGGAUGCUGUACUUUCGCCUGUCCACCGUAUUGGUGGCUUGGUGAUAAGUUUUUAGGUCCUGCAACGCUUUUGCAGGCUUAUCGGUGGAUUAUAGAUUCACGUGACAUGGGACAUAAAGAAAGACUAAGUAAAUUACGUGACUUUUAUUCGGUAUAUCGAUGUCACACUAUUUUCAAUUGCACAAAAACUUGUCCCAAGGGUUUAAAUCCUGGAAAGGCAAUAGCUCAAAUAAAAAGAUUGUUAGCCGGACUUACUAAAAAAGAAAGACCCGACAUGGAGACUCCACUUCCAAAUCCAUGUCAUGGCGAAGAAGAAUAUCCAUGUAGAGAGGAAUAA
Eufriesea mexicana is the source of this 1023-nucleotide messenger RNA. RefSeq names its product succinate dehydrogenase [ubiquinone] iron-sulfur subunit. Gene Ontology annotation, molecular function: 2 iron, 2 sulfur cluster binding; oxidoreductase activity; electron transfer activity. The record is from RefSeq and is a predicted model, not a curated record. NCBI's taxonomy places the organism in Eukaryota, Metazoa, Arthropoda, Insecta, Hymenoptera, Apidae. Gene Ontology annotation, biological process: aerobic respiration; tricarboxylic acid cycle; respiratory electron transport chain. Bases 1 to 1023 code for a protein of 340 amino acids. The transcript is spliced from 5 exons. Gene Ontology annotation, cellular component: mitochondrial membrane.